GAAGAGUUCAUUGCCAAACUCCCAUUGACCAUGGCGGCUACCACUGCAAAUACACCAAUACUCAAGCGUUCUCCUUUAGCUUCCUCCUCCAAAUCUUCAAUACCUAUUUCCAAAUCCGUCCUCCACUUUCGAACAAUCCCUCGAAAGCUCACGCCGCCACGUUCCCUCUCCGUUUCCAGCUCUCUUUCACAAUCAAAUUCCACCCCCGGAUCCACCGCCUCCUCCGUCGCCCCAACGAAGGCCCCUACCCAUGAUUUCAUUUCCCGUUAUGCCCCCGACGAGCCUCGAAAAGGCGCCGAUAUCCUCGUUGAAGCCCUUGAACGUGAAGGGGUCAAGGACGUAUUUGCUUACCCAGGUGGAGCUUCACUGGAGAUCCACCAAGCUUUAACACGAUCCAAACUGAUCCGAAAUGUCCUUCCACGACACGAACAAGGUGGGGUUUUCGCCGCCGAGGGUUAUGCUCGCUCCUCCGGCCUUCCCGGCGUUUGCAUCGCAACUUCCGGCCCGGGAGCAACUAACUUAGUGAGCGGCCUAGCUGAUGCGAUGAUCGAUAGUAUUCCUUUAGUAGCAAUCACCGGCCAAGUCCCUCGGAGAAUGAUCGGCACUGAUGCUUUCCAAGAAACUCCCAUUGUUGAGGUAACAAGGUCUAUUACAAAACAUAAUUAUCUUGUUCUUGAUAUAGAUGAUAUACCUAGGAUCGUUAGUGAAGCUUUCUUUUUAGCUACAUCUGGCAGACCAGGUCCUGUUUUAAUCGAUGUACCUAAGGAUAUACAACAACAGCUUGCUGUUCCUAAUUGGAACCAACCUUUAAGAUUGUCUGGUUAUAUGUCUAGGUUGCCUAAAGAACCCAAUGAAUCCCUUUUAGAACAGAUUGUGAGGUUAGUUUUUGAAUCUAAGAAACCUGUUUUGUAUGUUGGUGGUGGCUGUUUGAACUCUAAUGAAGAGUUGAAGAGAUUUGUUGAGCUUACGGGAAUACCCGUCACGACUACCUUAAUGGGUCUUGGCUCGUUUCCGAGUCCGGAUCCAUUAUCGUUACAAAUGCUCGGAAUGCAUGGAACUGUGUAUGCUAACUAUGCUGUUGAUAAUAGUGAUCUUUUACUUGCUUUUGGUGUUCGGUUUGAUGAUCGGGUAACCGGGAAACUCGAGGCUUUUGCCAGCCGAGCGAAGAUCGUGCAUAUCGAUAUUGAUUCAGCUGAGAUCGGGAAGAAUAAACAGCCUCAUGUAUCGGUUUGUUCGGAUGUUAAAUUGGCGUUGAAAGGGAUAAAUAAGAUAUUGGAGAGUAAAGGAGCUAAGGUGAAACUCGAUUAUUCUGCAUGGAGGAAUGAGUUAAAUGAGCAAAAGGUGAAAUACCCUUUGAAUUAUAAGACCUUUGGUGAAGCAAUUCCGCCUCAAUACGCAAUUGAGGUUCUCGAUGAAUUAACUGAUGGCAAUGCGAUUAUAAGUACCGGUGUCGGUCAACAUCAAAUGUGGGCUGCUCAGUUUUAUAAGUACAAAAAGCCUCGUCAAUGGUUAACAUCUGGAGGCUUAGGGGCAAUGGGAUUCGGAUUACCUGCUGCCAUUGGAGCUGCCGUUGCAAAUCCCGGGUCUGUUGUUGUAGACAUCGACGGUGACGGAAGUUUCAUGAUGAACGUCCAAGAAUUAGCAACAAUCCGUGUAGAGAAUCUUCCCAUCAAGAUACUAUUGUUAAAUAAUCAACAUUUAGGCAUGGUUGUUCAAUGGGAGGAUCGGUUUUACAAGGCAAACCGAGCUCAUACAUAUUUAGGCAACCCAUCCGACGAGUCUGAUAUAUUCCCAAACAUGUUGAAAUUCGCCGAGGCAUGCGGAAUACCCGCUGCUCGUGUGACGAAGAAGGAAGAUCUCCGUCAGGCGAUUCAGAAAAUGUUGGAAACACCUGGACCGUACUUGUUAGAUGUAAUCGUACCGCAUCAAGAACACGUCUUGCCUAUGAUCCCUGGUGGAGGGGCAUUCAAAGAUGUGAUCACGGAUGGUGAUGGAAGAACAAAAUAUUGAUUUUAAUGAACUUUCUGUUAUAUGUACGUAUAAGCAAUCAUGGAAGCUUAGCUGUGGGCUAAUAAUCUAGUUUUCCUCUUCUAGGAAACUCAGGGUAUACUUUUAUGUUUUCUUGAAGUAUGUGUUGUUUGUAUAUUUGGAUACAAAUACAAAGAUAUGAUCUUUUAAAUACACGAAAAUAUUAGAACUCGAA
Messenger RNA from Gossypium raimondii (Peruvian cotton), 2203 nucleotides. Its product is annotated as acetolactate synthase 2, chloroplastic. The transcript has a single exon. The record is from RefSeq and is a predicted model, not a curated record. Lineage: Eukaryota; Viridiplantae; Streptophyta; Magnoliopsida; Malvales; Malvaceae. Gene Ontology annotation, cellular component: acetolactate synthase complex. The coding region runs from base 31 to 2010 and encodes 659 amino acids. Gene Ontology annotation, molecular function: thiamine pyrophosphate binding; magnesium ion binding; acetolactate synthase activity. Gene Ontology annotation, biological process: L-valine biosynthetic process.